CUAAGAAAAUGUGUGUGUGUGUAUGAGUGGAGGGGGGCGUGGGGAAGGGGAGACAGUUUGCUUACUCGGGAUCUGUUUGUUGCAAGGGGAAUCGAUGGUGCAGAUUGAAGUUUGGAUGCAGACAUUCGCUCCAGGCAGUGGGACUCCCAUCCAUCGUCAUGAAUGUGAAGAGGUGUUUAUCGUCACGAAGGGAUCAGGAACCCUGCGGCUGGCGCAGUCCCCCAGUGAUGGAGAGACACCUGGCGAUGUCCAGGCAUACGCGUUUCACAAAAAUGACACAUUUGUCGUGCCUGUGGAUGCUGUCCAUCAGAUAACAAACACUGACAACGAGGAAGAUUUACAAUUGCUGGUCAUCAUUUCCCGUCCGCCAAUCAAAAUUUUCGUAUACCCCUCAUGGGACUCUCCUCAUGCCGAGAGUCAGAUGAUAUACCCGUACACUUGGGACCGGUACUGCCCCCCUGUGCAAGGAAGGAAAGGUGAUGAGAAGCUGGUGCGAAGCCGGGACCAUGGUUUAGAUGAAGAUGAUCGAGAUGAGGUCGCUGUCAAGAGCUCAUCAUUGACAAGUCAAGACAUAGGAGCUAAUAAACACACUGUUUCUGAAAAAAUGGGAAUGACAAGGGGGAAGAGCAGCAAUGUCUACCACACUGAGCUUUGAAAUUUUGUUUGUUUAUAUUUUGCGAGGUUGGAGAGAAAGACAAACACACAAACAAGCAAACAAUUGAGAUAAAAUGAGAGAGAGUUUCCUGCAAGGACUAGUUUUACUUGCUUUACUACUAUAGUGAAUUACGUUGCAAUCGAGGUCUGCUACAGGAGGCUGCUCAUAUCACCCCCACUAGUAGGCUGAAACUGGUUAUGUUUAUCAAGGAGAGGGGGGGGGGGGGGGGGGGGGGGGGGGGGGGGGGGGGGGGUUGUAAUCGAGGUCAACUUUGUAGCUGUUAUUACAAGU
Molecule: messenger RNA, 946 nt
Organism: Chara braunii
Lineage: Eukaryota; Viridiplantae; Streptophyta; Charophyceae; Charales; Characeae
Source: the annotation of a GenBank genome assembly